CAGGGCGGGCGCUCGCCACGGGCUCCCGGGGAGCGGAGGACGCGUGGAGCUGACGAGGACCGCGGGCUGGCAGGCUGUUGGCUGGUCAUAUGGUUUCAGAGACCUUUGGAGGUAGCUGCCCAUGACCUACUACUGCUGACCUCUUCUUUGUGGCCACAUCAGCCAUAAGUGAGAAUGUGUAGUGCACCUAUGAUAAUGUGUUGUAGAAAUAGAUGUUAAACUUCGGUUUGAAUGAAAAAUGUCUCUCAGCCCACCUAUAUUUCUCAAAGAGAGGGAAGAAAAUAAUUCACGAUUUGUGGAAAUACAACAACCACAAACUACUUCCACAGCUGCAGAAGAUCCUCUUCAAAACUUAUGCUUAGCAUCUCAAGAAGUUCUUCAAAAAGCUCAGCAAAGUGGAAGAUCAAAAUGCCUUAAAUGUGGUGGUUCAAGAAUGUUCUACUGCUACACAUGUUAUGUCCCAGUUGAAAAUGUACCUACGGAGCAGAUGCCACUUGUGAAGCUUCCACUGAAGAUUGACAUCAUUAAACAUCCAAAUGAAACAGAUGGCAAAAGUACUGCUAUACACGCGAAACUGUUAGCACCUGAAUUUGUAAAUAUUUACACGUACCCUUGUAUUCCGGAAUAUGAAGAAGAGGACCAUGAAGUUGCGCUCAUUUUUCCUGGACCUAAGUCUGUCUCAAUAAAAGAUAUUUCGUUUCAUCUGCAAAAAAGGAUUCAAAAUAAUGUGAGAGGCAAAAAUGGUGACCCUGACAAGCCAUCUAGUAAACGCAAGAAAACUGAAGAACAAGAUUUGAAUGACAGCAAGUACAAAGAGACAACACUGAAAAAAAUUAUAUUUAUAGAUAGCACCUGGAACCAAACAAACAAAAUAUUCACUGAUGAGAGACUUCAAGGGUUGCUACAAGUUGAGUUGAAAACAAGAAAAACUUGCUUUUGGCGCCAUCAAAAAGGGAAGCCAGAUACCUUCCUUUCCACAAUUGAAGCCAUCUACUACUUUCUGGUAGACUACCAUACUGAUAUAUUAAAAGAGAAAUACAAAGGACAAUAUGACAAUCUUCUGUUUUUCUACUCUUUUAUGUACCAGUUGAUAAAGAAUGCCAAAUGCUCUGGAGACAAGGAAACAAGAAAAAUUACUCAUUAGUUUUUAAGAAGCCACUUUUGUGAUUUUAUUUUGCUAAAAUCAAUAAACUUGUAAUUGUGCUUUGUUUAUUCUUAGGGAA
Myotis lucifugus (little brown bat) is the source of this 1223-nucleotide messenger RNA. It is a transcript of the gene DTWD1, whose product is annotated as DTW domain containing 1. The transcript has 6 exons. Gene Ontology annotation, cellular component: nucleus. NCBI's taxonomy places the organism in Eukaryota, Metazoa, Chordata, Mammalia, Chiroptera, Vespertilionidae. The record is from RefSeq and is a predicted model, not a curated record. Gene Ontology annotation, molecular function: tRNA-uridine aminocarboxypropyltransferase activity. Bases 239 to 1144 code for a protein of 301 amino acids. Gene Ontology annotation, biological process: tRNA modification.